Alosa alosa (allis shad) is the source of this 1625-nucleotide messenger RNA. It is a transcript of the gene cgrrf1, whose product is annotated as cell growth regulator with ring finger domain 1. Bases 101 to 1162 code for a protein of 353 amino acids. The record is from RefSeq and is a predicted model, not a curated record. Gene Ontology annotation, biological process: negative regulation of cell growth. Lineage: Eukaryota; Metazoa; Chordata; Actinopteri; Clupeiformes; Clupeidae. The transcript is spliced from 6 exons.
CAGAAUGAUGCGGACGUGAUCGUAGCUGGCAGCUAGGCUAUAUUGUUGUAGUGGUAAACUACAGCUGAUUUAACAUGUAAAACAAAGUUUCAACUUUAAAAUGGCUGCGGUGUUUUUAGUUAUGCUAUAUGAAUACUCUCCGCUGUUCUACAUCAGCGUGAUAACACUGUGUUUCAUCAUUACCGCUGCCAUGGUGUUGGGCUGGUUCGGUUUUGACGUGCCUGUCAUUUUGCGAAGUUCUGACGAGGCAGAAUCGCUUUCAACUGCACCGGAAAAGACCAUGGUCCAGGUGACAAAUCCCUUUGCUCUGGAGUUGGGGACCAAAACAGCCUCAAUUACUGAGGGUAUUACGCUGCGCCCUGGCUGUUUGGAGGAAUGUGUCCUUACCUGCUACUGGGGCUGCAGCAUCCAGGCACUGCAGCUGGCAAUGCAGAGCCACCAGCGCGGGCCCCGGCUCAGCACCCCACAGCUGUUCCAAGAGGCCCUUCACUUCCAGUACCACCACUGUCAGAGCUUCAUCUUGGACAAAGAGAGCAAAGAGGAGCAGUUUAGCCAGAUCCCUGCAGACCUGGGAAUCACAGACCUGGGGCCAAUGCCACGGGAACGCUACCCUCUGGUGGCUGUGCUGACUCUAGCAGAGCCUGACGCAAGAGAGACAUACAACAUUGUUGCAAAUGUCGCUGUGAUUCAUGUUCCUGACGACAAGUACAGGCUUUCAGCACGCGUCCUGUUCCAGCAUCUCCUCACGGCACAAGGGAACAUGUAUGAGCUCAAGCCUCUCUUCAUGUCAUCUGAUAAUGAGGGAUCAACCAGAGCAGCGGACCCCCCUGCCAGUGGAGAUGCGUCUGAGGAGCCCCAGGGCCCUGGCGAGGAAGCAGUGGAAGAGGAGGAUGACCAGGCGUCGGAGGGAGAGUGGUCAGAGGCUCAGGGGAAGGAUUGCGUGGUGUGCCAGAACGCACCCCUGAACCGUGUGCUGCUGCCCUGCCGCCACGCGUGUGUGUGCGACGGCUGUGUGUCCCGACUACAGCACUGUCCCAUGUGCCGCGCUUUUGUCAUGGAGUCCUUUGCCUUGUGUCAUAGGCCACCUGCUUCUGCUGAGACGGAGGAAGAGGAAGAGGAAGAGAACAAAGAUGUCGGAGGAAAUGGAGAUCAUGAAGAAUGAGGAGUGAUUUCAGGUUUAACCUAGAGGUGAUGCCACUUCACCAUAGUCCCUGUGGGAUACUGAAGAAUUUUAGCAAUUUUCCAGACUAGUUGGAUGCAUCUUUAGUUACUGGACAGCAAGACUGAUUGUAUUUCAUCUAGAUUUGAGAAUAAGUUGUAGUCAAGGCUAUUUGAUCUAGUUUUCUAGAUCUUUUUGUUUGGUAAUGGCAAGACUUGUAUGUGGUGUUUUUGUUUUGUUUUAUCCAAACGCUUUGUUAUGCGUUUUCCUUGCAUUCCAUGGAUGGUAUUCGGAGGUUUUAGCAGUAUUAGAGAACUUCCUUUUAUUUGUGUGAAUGUAGGUAAUUCAGCAGCUCCUUUUGAUUGUUUUUUUAAUUCUGUUAAUAUAUGUCUAUGGUCUAUUUAUUUGUCUAUAAGCUGUGAAGUACAAUGAAGUGUAAUGAAACAAGAAAAUGCUUAAACACCAA